Molecule: messenger RNA, 2907 nt
Organism: Brassicogethes aeneus
Lineage: Eukaryota; Metazoa; Arthropoda; Insecta; Coleoptera; Nitidulidae
Source: the annotation of a GenBank genome assembly
AUGGGUUCAAAUUUAACAGAAUGGAAAACCUACAUAAAUGCUGACCAAAUAAUCACCGCAGACGGAAUAAAAAAAGGAAAACCUCUGGAUAGAAUAUCAGUAAAGGAUCAUCCUUUGAAAAAUGUUACUGUUACAGAAAGAAUUCCCAGACGUAUUUUGGGUUCGCAACCCAGUACUGGAAGGACCACUCCUGUAUCAACACCUGCUUCUAUAUUGGAACCAUUAUCUUUGGCUUUAAACGGCUUGGAUCCUUUAACUGAGUUUGCUUUGCAAGAAAUGGAUCCGUUGUCCAAGAUGGCAGCUGAAAUGGAGACCUCGGGAACCCAAGUUAAAGCUGAAAAAACUAUAAAUGAUAAUUUAAAUAGUGGUAUGCAACCGUGGAGUGCAAGAAAGGCUAGUAUUUUAUCUAAAUUCACCACUUCAGAGAAAAUAUCUAUUGUUACAAGUUUUUUAUCUGAAGGGGACAAAGUUGUUGUAAAAGCUCAAAGCACAGCAGUAGACAAAAUCCAGCACCGUCUAGAACAGUUGGACUACUUUGAGGAGGGCUCCCAAAAAAAGUUUGAUUUAUCGCAGGCAGAAUAUAUUGGUAGAAUCGAACAGUUGAAUAGAGAAUUGGUUAUUGCUUGGAAUUCGGAGCAAAGAGUUAAAGCUCUUAAAAUAGCAAUACAAUGCGCUAAAUUGCUGGCCGAUACUGAUGUUUUGUCGUUUUAUCCUAGUAAAUUUGUUCUGAUUACGGAUAUUUUGGAUAUAUUUGGACAGUUGGUGUAUGAGAGAUUGAGAACUAAGGCUGAAUAUUACAAACCUGGAUCUAAGGCUGCCGCGGCUCUUCCAGAGGAUUUUAAACUUGAAAUGGUCCCUGAAACAGUCAAAGAAACGUGUUUGAACUGGUUUUAUAAAAUAGCAUCUAUAAGGGAGUUAGUGCCAAGAAUAUAUGUGGAAAUGGCUUUAUUAAAGUCCUAUAAUUUUAUUUCCAAUACAGAGUUAUCAGACGCACUUUUACGCAUAACAGAUAUGAUUAAUGGAGUAGGCAACCCGCUUGUAGCUGUAUAUGCAAGGUGUUACUUGUGUAGAGUUGGGUUGAGUGUUACCCAAAAAAAUCAUAACAAUGGAUAUUUGUUUAAUAACUUUAUAGGAUUUCUUGAGACUUACCCACAGCUUUUCAACAGAAGUGUUAAAUUGGACCUGAUAAAGCAGAAAGUACCAAAGUCCACGUAUAUGACUUUAUAUACCCCAGCUUUAGAUUAUAUUCUAGCUACAAUUGCUUGCAAUGCCAAUGAAAACGUUUUAAAUGAUUUGUUGUUUAGGGCAACUCAAUUGGGGAACAGCUCCUUAAUCUUGAACACUAUCAUGUCCGGUUUCAAGCCUUCAUUUAUCUCGGACAGAACCGUACAAUUCCUGGACAUGAUAGGUAAAUGUACGGACGACGGUAUACCUUUAUACGCACUGCUGCGCACUCUUGGCCUCUGCAUCACCAUAUGCCCGCCACCUUCCGAGCAAAGACGGCAAAUUCUGACGACCGUGUGGCGGCACAUUGUAACUCUGCAAAAGCCCGAAGAGUAUAUCAGUUGUGCGGAGGCUUGGGUGCAGUUUGUCGUGCAGAAUUUUGCGACAAGGGAAAUAAACAUGGUGUUUGGCGAUAUUAUAGACCACUUGACUCCCAAUAGGGCCUACGAAAAUCACUACAAGGAGUUGAAGGCUGUUAUUCAAAAAGUUUUAGCUCAAAUACAAGAUUUUGAGCUUUUACUUGCAAUGGACAAUUUCUUACGUCUCAUAGACUUAUUCCAGCAAGAGUCGAUACGCGUCGAGGUGUGCAAAAGCGUUCUAACCCAAUCGAAUAGCGACCUAAAAACAAACGAUCCGGUAGUCACCAACGCUCUAAUGUUUCUCUGCGGGGUUUUACACGAUUCCGUGAACGCUCUAACCCCCGAAGACGAGUACAAGCAAAUCGGGGAGAUUUUAUGCAACAUUAUCAGAAGGGUGGACUACGGCAGGGACUUUGAGCAACAGCUCAGUUUUUAUGUUGAGGCUAGGGGGGCGUUUUCCAAUAUCGAUGCUGUUUUGGCGCAGUUGAUUCAAUGCGUUAAUUCUCUAUCCGUAAACACAAGACAAAUAAUCAAAGGGAUGCAUACAAGAAAAACUGGUGAUUUUGUUAGAGCUUGUGCUGUCUAUUGUUUUAUAACGGUUCCUUCAAUUGUUUCUGUUAAAACCAGAUUGCAGCUUUAUCUUUUAUCCGGAAGGGUGGCUUUAUUCAACGAAUGUUUGGGACAAGCGGAUGCUUGUUUUAAAGCAGCCUUCAGUAUAAUUCCGGAGUUACAGGACGAUCACGGCAAAUGCGAAAUAUUCUUAGUCCCUUACAUAAAAGAAUUUUUGUCGACACUUGUAGUAGUACCCGAUAAUCCCGAGAGAGGCGUUUUAAGUCUUACAAGGAUUUUGCUGAACGUUUUGAGAUGCUUUGAAUGGAAUAAACAAAACGGGUCGCUAACAACUAUUUACAUAAGUGUUAUUGACAUGAUGUCCACCAUGAACCAAGAGGUUUAUCCCUAUCAUAUAGACAAAGUGGAGUCAAAUGACAGUAUGUAUGGUUCAGACCCAAAAUUUAUAUCAGAAGUGAACAAUAUUUGCUCAAUUUUGCUCGGCGAGAUUUUGACGCAGCUAAAAGAAAUGGGGCCUUGCAGAAGGCAAUCUCAGUUGGCCACCGAGUUGUUUAUAAGAGUUGUCACCAGAGGUGAUAUAAACUCUGCUAACAGAAUCACAUUGGCUUUGAAUUUGUGGCAACUAAGCGUUAAGAAUGGUUAUGCAGAUGUAAAGUAUAUGGCCAGAACAAAGAAUUACUUCCAAAAAGUUGCAGUCUCCAAAAACAAUAAAAUUUUACAGCAACUUGUGGAUAAACUGAACUUGUCUCAAUGA